Parasteatoda tepidariorum (common house spider) is the source of this 2657-nucleotide messenger RNA. NCBI's taxonomy places the organism in Eukaryota, Metazoa, Arthropoda, Arachnida, Araneae, Theridiidae. The record is from RefSeq and is a predicted model, not a curated record.
UUUCGAUGCUGCAGCCAGGUGUAUACACGGAUAAAGAGCCAAAUAUUGUAAACUUCGAUCCGUUCUACGGUUUACGAUACUGAUUUUCAGAUUUGGCUGGAGACGUAUGUUCCAUGAAAGUAUUUGCAUAAAAGUAUUUUAGACAUUAUGAAUAAGUUGACAGCACUUCACAACACACCGAGUACAGAGCACCAUAGUUACACUUUUCAAAAUUCCUAUGGUGAAAAUCUUGGCAAACAAUAAUAUACUUUUAAUUUUGGUGGCCAAGGUGAAAAUAAAGCUAGGUAUAUUUUUGCGCAUGCGCAUUUUACGCAGCCGGUGUACAUGGAGACAACAGUCUCUCACUUAUUAGUCUAUUUGUUUUGGUUGUUAGGGUUUUUAAAACGAUCUUGCAGAAUUGCUUUUCCAGUUAUUCAGAAUGAGUUCCUCAUUUGAGCUAGGAAAUGGUUUCCUAAGCUAUGCAAAUCCUAACUAUCAACGUGUUCCUUCAGAUGAAAACUGCAAUGUUGAGAUAGAUGAUCUCUAUGAAGAAUUAAAUGGACGAAUAAAUCACAAAACAGGUGUACGGAGCAGACGCAAGUAUGCAAAUUUGGAACCCUCAUCUAUGGGUGUAGAUCUUCAUUUAGAAAGUGAAAAUUCUGAAUCAUCAAAAUUACUAUAUUCUGGAAAUGGAAAUUCUGAAUUUGAUUCUAAUGAAAAUAAGGACACAGUGAAAAGAUCUAGCUUUUUAGAUUAUUAUCUAAGACUUGAAGCAAGUUUUCCUUCUGAUUCAGAUCCAUCUUCUCGAUCAUGUCGUUCAAUGUCUGAUAAGUUGUGCGAUUCAAUAAAUUUUGAUGAUUGUUCAUUUGAAAAUGCUGGAGAUUAUGAAUGCCUUCCAACUGGAUGGGAAAAACAUGAAGAUGAUAGUGGACCAUACUAUUGGCAUAUCAGUAGUGGAACAAUACAACGUGACCCACCCUUAUCACUUGGAAGUAGCUAUAAAAUUUCAACAGGACUGUCGAAAGAUCUUGAUAUGGUUUCCAGCAAGGAACAGCAUUGCUUCAAGACUUGUUCUACGUUUUGCAGCAAUAAUGUUCUCUUUAGUGCACAUUCUGAGGAAGAGAAACUAAAAAGAAGAAGCUGCCCGGGGGACUCUGGUGCUGUCCUCUCAGACAAAAGGCCUAUACGAUUUGCAGUGAGAUCUUUAGGAUGGGUUGAGAUUGCUGAAGCUGAUUUAACUCCUGAAAGAAGUAGUAAAGCUGUUAAUAAGUGUAUUGUAGACUUAUCAGUAGGAAGAAAUGAUAUCCUUGACGUUGUUGGUAGAUGGGGAGAUGGUAAAGACUUGUACAUGGAUCUAGAUGACUACUCUUUGCGUUUAAUGGAUUCACAAGAUUUAACGGUUCUUAAUACACAAUCUAUUCAUACAAUUCGAGUAUGGGGUGUUGGACGAGAUAAUGGACGUGAAAGGGAUUUUGCAUACGUUGCCAGAGACCGUGUGACAAAGAAAUACAUGUGUCAUGUUUUCCGCUGUGAUAUUCCUGCAAGAAUAAUUGCUAACACUUUAAGAGAUAUUUGUAAAAAAAUAAUGAUAGAGCGUAGUGUACAAAGAGGUAUAAAAAAACAGUCUUCUUCUGAGAAUAUGGAAGUGAAGAUUCCUGCUCGUCCAACUGAUUUGCCUGUGGAGCAAGGUUUGUUUCCAUUGACAGAAUCACAAAGUUCCUGUUCUGGUCAGCUUUUUCCUACCCCGAUGGAAGAACCGAAAAAGGUUUUGAAGGUGUUUUAUUUAGGGUCUACAAAUGUUGAUAAGGCUACUGGAGUUGAUGUACUUAAUGAAGCUAUUGAAAAGUUGUUUACUGCUAUUCCUAAAUCUGAUUAUAAAUUUGUUAAUGUGGCUGUAGCACCAUCAACCAUUACUAUUUGCGAAGAAAAUAAGCAACUGGCUGAAUGCAGAGUUAGGUUUUUAUCCUUCCUUGGUAUUGGUAAAAGUGUGAAGAUGUGUGGAUUUAUUGUGCAUACAGCACAAGAUGAUUUUAUAGCGCAUGUAUUCUUCUGUGAGCCAUCAUCUGGAGCUCUGUGCAAAACUAUUGAAGCUGCCUGUAAAUUAAGAUACCAAAAGUGCUUGGAUGCUCGUAGACAAAGUUCUAAUAUCAAUACAUCAGGUGUGAAAAAAAAGGACAUUAAAGCUGCUCUAAAAAAUGUGUUUGGAACAUUUUUUCCUGCCAGAAUGCGAAAGAGUGCUGAAACGUGAACUAGAUAAAUUAUCCAGCCAUAAUUAUUUGUAUAAUGCUAUUAUUUUCAUAGUCUCUUGUUUACAUCAUAGUUCUAACUUAAAAAUAUUUGCUUGCAAAAAAAAAAAAAAAAAAANAAAAAAAAAAAAAAAAAAAAAAAGAUAUGUCACUUUUUUCAAAGAUGAUAUUAAUAACUGCAAUCUAUGUAUAGUCAUAAUACUUUUUAUUGUAUAUUUAAUGUUGAGUUUGCUAUUGUAUGAUGUGUAAAAUGAAUCUGAUGUAAGGUACAUUCAACUGUCACCUUUAUUCUAAUGUAGGCUAAACCCAUUAGUUGUUUAUGAACACUAUAAUAGCAGAUAUUUUUACUUGAAUGGUUAUUCAAAUUAAUCACAAUGUUUUAUAAAUAUCUUAUUUUUAAUACAAACCCAACACUAAAAUUCAAAGUUCAAA